AUGUCUCUCAUUGAUACUCUAACUACGCACUUACCAACUGCACCAGGUAUCUUGCCAAAAUGGUUGUUUUUCAUUUCGAUUGUUUCUGUUUUUAACUCCGUCCAGACUUACGUUAAUCUAGCAUUAACUAAGCAGGUGUAUGCAAACAAGCCUGAGGAGGUCACUCCUUUGUCUGCACGUACUUUUGGUACGUGGACUCUUAUUUCUGCUAUUAUUCGUUACUUCGCUGCCUACCAUAUCAAUGAUGUUAAUGUUUAUAAUAUUUGCAUUGCUUCUUAUUGUAUUGCCUUAUGGCAUUUCGGCUCUGAAUGGCUUUACUACAAAAGCUGCAAGUUUGACAAGGGUCUAUUUGGUCCUUUGAUUGUCUCAACUUGCUCAAUUGCUUGGAUGCUUUCUCAAAGAGAGUUCUACACCGGAGUUGUCGCAUGA
Molecule: messenger RNA, 429 nt
Organism: Brettanomyces bruxellensis
Lineage: Eukaryota; Fungi; Ascomycota; Pichiomycetes; Pichiales; Pichiaceae
Exons: 1
Coding region: 1-429 (142 amino acids)
Cellular component (GO): endoplasmic reticulum; membrane
Molecular function (GO): protein-macromolecule adaptor activity
Source: RefSeq, a predicted model, not a curated record